CGCAGGACGAAAUGUUCUCACAGCCUGCCAGGACUGUACCUCUUAAACGUUCUGGAGUAGAAAUGGAAUUGUCAUCAAGAAAGACGGAAGAUAGCAAUAAGCCGCCGAUAAGUAAACCAGCUUGGAUCAAUCAACCAAAAAGAGAACAAACCAGAAAAGACACCAGGAUUGAAAAGGAGACGAAACCUAAAUCACAUCGACAGCGCAGUUACAGUGAAGUAGAGAACGUUGAAGUUCUUUAUUCUGCCGCGAAAAGCAAAGACAAAACGAAACACGACGAAAAGAAACUUAACUCAGUUUUAUCAAAGAGUAGAUCAGAGGACAGACUUGAUGCGCCCGAGGCUCAAUCCACAGAACGUGUUUUAACGGGACGGUCAGUAAGCACUUUUUUAUCGGACAGUAACACGUCUGCUGUGCCCAGUAAAUUCACCUCGAGAGAAGCUGUUGUUAAAUCACAAAAGCCUACCACUAAACCACUACAUUUGGCUAUGGAGGCACGCGCUCAACAACGCUUGGAACGAAAGAAAGCUUUAGAUGAAAAGAAGAGGAAAGCUGAGGAAGAAAAGUUGGAAUUCCUCAAGAAAGAACAGGAGCGUAAAGAAGCAGAACUGUUGGCAGAAAAACAAGAAGUGCUGCGUAAGAGAAAAGAAGAGAAACGCGUGGCUAGAGAGCGUGAGCUCGAGAAACAGCGUCAGUUAGAACAUAAUCGUCAGCAGGUCGCCAUGGCAACCCAACACUACGCAUACACCCUUCUCAAAAGGUUUGGCAUGUUGCCAUGGAGACGUGCAGUGGAGACAACGCGGGAGAACAUGUCACGUUCUGCAUUACAUCAUAACAGAGUGUUACUAAAAUGCUGUUUCCAUCCUUGGUUGGAGUUUACUAGAAGGGUAAAUGAAGAGAGACUGGAGGCAGCAGAAGCACUGUGCAAAAAUAUUUUAUUACGUAGAACGUGGAGACAGUGGAGAAAGGUUAGAGCAGCUAGUCUCUCUCUCGACUGUUCACAGUACUUUAUUUUCCCUUGGUUUUGUAGAGUUCGUAAGAGCAUUUCAAACUGCCCUAAUGUGGGUUUCGGUUGACGAGCGCAAGCUAAGGAAGGCACUAAAUUUUUUCCACUUCUCAGACCUUGCUGCACAAGGUCCAUGCAGUCAAAAGCUAGCGCUGAUAUUCUUCGUUAAUGAGGCCACCCCCAUAAUACGGCGGACGGCUACAUUCUGAAAUCCCAAACUGUAUAAUCCUUUAUAAUUUUACCCCGUUUACACGGCCACUCAAACCAGUUAAGUUUAUCUUUCCAUUGUUAAUACUGUAUGUAAUGAUUGAAGUUACUGCAUUCCGGAUGCUUAUUAAAGAACAGUUGUUUAGAAGUGCAAUUGUGAUAUAUCAGUCAGCUUCUGUUAAGACGUUACUCAAUUUCGACCAGUCAUGAAAUUUGACCCUAUUGUUCAGUGGCG
Molecule: messenger RNA, 1448 nt
Organism: Orbicella faveolata
Lineage: Eukaryota; Metazoa; Cnidaria; Anthozoa; Scleractinia; Merulinidae
Product: coiled-coil domain-containing protein 191-like
Source: RefSeq, a predicted model, not a curated record